AACCCGGCGGACGAGAGCGUGCGGCCGCGGCGCCGCCAACGCCAACUCGUGUGGGACCCUCGCUCCCGCCGGCCGCCCGCUGUCUGUGCGCCGUCCUCCGCCUGCAGCCGAGCCCGCCGCGCGCUGCCUGUGCCCUUGGGAGGCUGGCAUGCAGGAUGGCAGGACAGCCCAGCCACCUGCCCCACGGAGGAAGCCCGAACACCCUGUGCCACACGCCAGGGCCUGCGCACCCUUCGGACGCCCAGAGGCACCCUACCUCUCUGUCUUUUCGCUGCUCACUGGCGGACUUCCAGAUCGAGAAAAAGAUAGGCCGAGGACAGUUCAGCGAGGUGUACAAGGCCACCUGCCUGCUGGACAGGAAGACGGUGGCUCUGAAGAAAGUGCAGAUCUUUGAAAUGAUGGACGCCAAGGCCAGGCAGGACUGUGUCAAGGAGAUCGGCCUUCUGAAGCAACUGAACCAUCCGAACAUCAUCAAGUACUUCGACUCGUUUAUCGAGGACAACGAACUGAACAUUGUGCUGGAGCUGGCCGACGCAGGUGACCUCUCGCAGAUGAUCAAGUACUUCAAGAAGCAGAAGCGGCUCAUCCCCGAGAGGACAGUGUGGAAGUACUUUGUGCAGCUGUGCAGCGCCGUGGAGCACAUGCACUCGCGCCGUGUCAUGCACAGAGACAUCAAGCCUGCCAACGUGUUCAUCACAGCCACAGGCAUUGUAAAGCUCGGUGACCUUGGGCUAGGCCGCUUCUUCAGUUCUGAGACCACUGCGGCCCACUCACUAGUUGGGACACCGUACUACAUGUCACCUGAGAGGAUCCAUGAGAAUGGCUACAAUUUCAAGUCUGACAUAUGGUCCCUGGGCUGUCUGCUAUACGAGAUGGCCGCUCUACAAAGCCCCUUCUAUGGAGAUAAAAUGAACCUCUUCUCCCUCUGCCAGAAGAUAGAGCAGUGCGACUACCCGCCUCUCCCAGGAGAGCACUACUCUGAGAAGCUUCGAGAACUGGUCAGUAUGUGUAUCUACCCUGACCCUGACCAGAGACCAGACAUCAGUUAUGUACACCAGGUCGCCAAACAGAUGCACGUCUGGAUGUCCAGCACCUGA
Molecule: messenger RNA, 1097 nt
Organism: Castor canadensis (American beaver)
Lineage: Eukaryota; Metazoa; Chordata; Mammalia; Rodentia; Castoridae
Gene: Nek6
Product: NIMA related kinase 6
Biological process (GO): peptidyl-serine phosphorylation; regulation of mitotic metaphase/anaphase transition; chromosome segregation
Cellular component (GO): cytosol
Molecular function (GO): ATP binding; protein serine/threonine kinase activity
Source: RefSeq, a predicted model, not a curated record